GUCAGCUGUUCAGCCCUAUGUGAGAUCGAUGUUGUUGUUUGAGCUUGUUCUUAUAAAAACAUCGAGAUAGAAACGAGAUGAGAAAUGUUAGAUAGGUCUACUACACUAUUCAAAUAUUAUGUCACACCGUCAAAAGACAUUUACUGUAGAAGUAGCCAGCCCAUGACAUUCGUAUCGGAAUGAACUAGUGAAACGUGGGGGAUGGGAACUGAGAGGCUGGAGGAAGCAGUCACAGCAGAGAGGAAGAGACGAAGAGAGAGGGAUAACUGGGCACAAACUCUGUCUUCUCCAGCAGCAACUCUGAAACAUCACUGGACACAUCUAUACUCAUAGCUGUACACUGAAACACACACCACCUCCCCCAGCUCCUGUGGGAUGAUGUGAAGAGAUGAUAGCAGAACCUACAGUCACCUCCAGGUCCUCAGUACAGAAUGAGAACUUGGCUGUGGAUGCAAACUUCUCUGGAGCUGUCAAUCACACAGUGGGCGGAGCCGGGAAUGAGAACAGUCAGAAGAGUUUGAGAGGGAAGAGGAGGGCACGGGGCGGCUCUGAGAAUGCCAAGCGCAGACACACCAAGGUAACCAAUGGCAGUCUGGGUCGGGCACAGACCAGACACCUCAAACAUGGGGACAUUGAGGCCGUCACAUUGUUCGAGGUGGUCACCAUGGGCAGGAGUGCCAUGCAGGCUGUAGUUGAUGAUUGGAUUGAGGCGUACAUCACAGACAGAGACUCUGGCCUCCUGGACCUCAUUAGCUUCUUCAUCCAGUGUUCUGGUUGCAAAGGUUUGGUGACAGCUGAGAUGUUCCAAAGCAGGCAGGAUGAUGUCAUGAGGAAGAUGGUGGAGGAAUUGGAUGAGGGUUCGGGGCUGCAGUAUAAGAAAUUCCUGGCCUUCCCCUGGAUCCUUACAGUGACGUGGCCCAUGGACAUGGACAGUGGGGAAUAUCCUCUCACCAUGUCUGGUCCGUACUGGCGCCGGUUCCGUGGUGAGUUCUGUGAGUUUGUGUCGGUGUUGGUAACCCAGUGUCAAUACAAUGUGAUCUUUGACAGCUACCUCAUGGACACACUCAUCUCUCUGCUCACCGAGCUGUCCGACUCCCGUGUACGAGCCUUCAGACACACCUGCACAUUGGCAGCAAUGAAGUUGCUAAGCUCUCUGAUUGGAGUAGCCCUUAGUCUGAGUGUGAGUAUAGAGAACAGCCAGAGACUGGGCGAGGUGGAGAGAACCAAGACAUCAGGAAGACGCAACUCACCAAGACUGGAGAGAAUACACAGGAAGACCACAGAGCUGCAGGAUAGAAGGGUGGAGAUAGAGAACAUGAUGGAUGCCAUAUUCAAAGGAGUCUUCCUGAAGAGAUACCGGGAUGUGCUCCCAGAGAUCCGGUCCAUGUGUAUGGAAGAGCUGGCUGUAUGGAUGAAACUUUACAGUCCAGUGUUUCUGACUGAUAGCUACCUCAAAUACAUGGGCUGGAUGAUGCAUGACAAGCUACCUGACGUGCGUCUGAAGUGUGUGUUGGGGCUACAGGGUCUGUAUGGAGACCCGCUCCUCCUGCCCAAACUAGACCUCUUCAACAGCCGCUUCAAGGACAGGAUGAUCUCUAUGACUCUGGACAAGGACCACGAGGUGGCAGUACAGACCCUGAGACUACUCACACUCAUCUCCCAGUCAGCUGAUGAGGUUAUUAAUCCAGAGGACUAUAAGCAGCUGUUCCAGUUGGUAUACUCCUCACAUCGCCCUCUGGCUACCACCGCAGGAGAGCUGCUCUACACACGGCUGCUCAGCUCCCCUACUCAGACAUCUGACCUCAGAGAGGGGGCGAAUGAGCAGGACACACACACACAGCUGACGACAGCCAGAGUGAGGGCUCUGCUGCACUUCUACCAGGACAGUGAGCUCCAUCAGCAUGUAGUAUACCUGGUGGACAGUCUGUGGGACUGUGCUGGUGCCAUGCUGAAGGACUGGUCAUCUCUUACCUCGUUACUUCUACAGGACCCCUCCACUCAGGAUGCAGAUCUGAGUGCUGAAGAGCAGUCUCUGGUUGUAGAGUUAUUGGUGGCAUCAGUGCGUCAGGCAGUAGAGGGACCCCUGCUGGCGGGAAGGAGCACAUGCAAGAAGGUGGUAAGUGCCAGAGAAAAAAAGUCUCAGGUAGAUGAUUGUGGCAGACUCACUGAACACUUCCUCAAUGUACUACCACAGUUGCUGAUUAAGUAUUCAGGAAGCCCAGAAACUGUGGCAUCUCUUUUGAAGAUACCUCAGUUUUUACACCCAGACUCACCUAAUGCGGAAUUCCCACAGGCGUUGUCAGGCCUGCUGGCUGAGAUGGGAGCUGUUUUGGAGCUCCACACUGACCCUGCGGUGCUGGAGGCGGCUGCUCGCUCAUACCUCAGCCUGUGUGGAGAGGAAUCAGCCUGGCACCCCCUGGCACGACCUGUCAGAGACGCAGUGGUCCAAUGCUGGGCAGACAGACUGGCAGCACUGCUGGGUGACACACUGCAGAAUGGCAACUUCACUGCUGAUGAGGAAAAGACAGGAGAGAUUCUAUCCACACUGAAGAAACUCACUGCUUUCCACAAUGCCCAGGACCUGUCUCGUUGGGGACUGUAUGAGCAGGUCUUUCCUCUUCUCUCAGUGGAGAUCAUUCAUGGUGGAUUACCUACACAGCUGACAGUGGAAGCCCUGCAGUGUGUAUCUUACUCUGUCCUCUGGAACCUCAACACCAGCAGAGAAACCCUGACCUCACGGGAAAAGGCUGUAGCCCAGAGGAGUCAGAUGAGAGCAUUGUGUGAGAAGUGUCUACGUUGUCUGUCCCACAACGAUCAGAGUGUGAAGGAGCAGGCAUUCCUGUCUCUGUGUGAUGUCCUGACGGCCCACAACUACCAGUUGCAAGUGUGGGAUCCCUCGUCUUACGGUCCCCUGCUCUACACUCCCGACCCGAAACUUCAGAGGGCGCUGCUCGCCUUCAUUCUGGAGCACGUCUUCACUGGAGCAGAGUACGACAGCCACAGCAGGGGUAGUGAUGUGGAGUCUGGUGAGGGGAGGUUGGAGGCGCUCCACAGACGUAGGAGCUUAUUGGCAGGCUACUGUAAACUCAUAGUACACGGGGUGCUGGAGAUGAGUAUGGCUGCUGAUCUCUUCAAGUAUUACAUGAAGUAUUAUAACAACUUUGGUGACAUCAUUAAGGAGACUCUGAGCAGAACGCGGCAGAUGGAUAAGAUAGAGAGUGCUCGCACGUUGGUGCUCUGUCUGCAACAGUUGUUCCUGCGUCUGAAGCAGGAGCAGGACAGUGGAGUCACCUGUAGCUCAGGUGUCCAAACAUUCAGCAGCAUCAAGGAGCUGGCCAGACGCUUCUCUCUCACCUUCGGCUGGGACCAGACAAAGUCCAGAGAGUCCCUCGCUCUGAUCCAUAGGGACGGUAUAGAGUUUGUUUUUCAGGGGUUUGUCCAGAGAGCAGAGAAGCCCUCUCCUCCGUACCUCUCCUACCUCACCAUCCUCAGUGAGUUCUCCAGCAAGCUCCUCAGACCAGACAAAAAGAUUGUUUACACCUACCUACAGAGGUACGUAAGUGAACAGACCAUCAGUAACAGAGAGGAGUGUUGGCUGCCACUCAUCUACUACCGAGCCUCCUUAUUGGCUACUGGGGCUGAGGGGGAAGAUGCUGUGUCCUUCAUCAGCUCUGAUACGCUAAAGCAACCGUCUCUAGCCAAUCGCUCACGCUCUCCCUCUGUCAGACACAGCCCUACUGCUGAUGGAGACAUGAGGUCCCCGUCUGCUCUUACCUCUACUGAGACCAAAGUAAGGAGGCCCCAUAAGGCCAGCAGCAGUACAAGCCCAGAGGACAGGAAGCCAGAGGUUGAGCUUGGUCCCAUCGUCAGAGAACCCCCGCCGACCAUAGUGAUUUCAGAGGAGCCGUUCCACGCUAACGAGGAAUUGGAUGUGGACACCGUGGAGGUUGACCUGUGAACUAGAAGAUGGAUUAAACCAAAUUUGUCACAUGCUUUGUAAACAAAAGGUGUAUACUAACAGUGAAAUGCUUACUUACGGGCCCUUCCCAACAAUGAGGAGAGAAAGAAAAUAGUGAAGUAAUAAUAAAUACACCAAUGAGUAACGAUAACUUGGGGUACCAGUACCGAGUCGAUGGACGAGGUAACUAUUUAAACAUAACUAGGAACUACACAGGUGGCUAGGGGUCGUGUCUGGACAGGGAUGGAAUAGAGGGCUGGACAUCUGAAGGGAGUAGAUAAAAACCCUUAUACGCAUCUUAGUUAUCAAAAGGGACAACAGUCUUGCUUCCUCUCCUUCAUGGCACUGAUUUGAAAGAGGAAGAAAAUAGGAUGGGUGAAAGUAAUAUGGUGUAUGCUUUCCCCCAUCCAGAUGUAGGAAAGGAGAUGAGACAUGCAAGCCGCUUUAGUCUAUUGAGACAUGGUUGGAGUAUUUUUCUGUAACCUUAUUUAAACCAACUGUCAAAAUAGAACUGGCUCUUUGACAAAGUUUUUUUUUUUUUUAACAGCUUCCAGCCCAUGUAGACAUAAUUUGACAGUCUUCCUUAGAGAAGAUGCUGUACCAAUGGUAGGUUAAGACUAAUUACAUUGGGUAAUUGUCCGGGAAUCAAGUAUGUGGUGCAUUAUGGAUAUAAGCUCUUUUUAAUUUGUAUUGAAACCAAUGCAUCUGCUGGUGCUGUUAUAUUUGACCCAUAAAUUGGUCUUCGCUCUUGGGAAAAGUCCCUCUAGAUACUAAAGAAUGAUAAAAAUAGUACUCAAGCUUGAUAGAAUGAGUACAAAGCAUGACUCGAUUGUUUAUAUCAACAGCUUUUAGGGAAAGCUAAUGGGCUCGUUUUUACACUAAAAGCAUAUUCAUGAAAAUGCCAACUUAAAUCGUAGCAAAUGCUAUUUUGGUGCCAGUGUUUUGAUUAUAAAAUAAGCAUAUUGUGUGUGUGUGUAUGGGGUUAGGGUCAUAUAGACAAUGAUUAUCAAUGAGUCAGGUUGCUGUACCAGUAUUGUACAAGAUUGAACUGUAGAUGUGCCCUAGCUAGUAGGUGAUUGUGUUAUGGCUCAGAUAAUGUAGGUGAGAUCUAAAUAGGAUUGUUAUUGAAACACACCACUGUUCAUUUGUUGUUCUAAUGGUAGAUUUUUACACAACAAUGUGGUCUGGAAGGGUGUGUGGUCAUAGUAACUGAUCAGACCUGUUUUAAUUGACUUGUGUCAUUGGAAAUAGUACCAUCAAUAAAUAUUACUCGCACAAAA
This is a messenger RNA of Salmo salar (Atlantic salmon), 5238 nucleotides long. RefSeq names its product cohesin subunit SA-2. Gene Ontology annotation, biological process: sister chromatid cohesion. Lineage: Eukaryota; Metazoa; Chordata; Actinopteri; Salmoniformes; Salmonidae. The record is from RefSeq and is a predicted model, not a curated record. Gene Ontology annotation, molecular function: chromatin binding. Gene Ontology annotation, cellular component: nucleus; chromatin; cohesin complex.